Fusarium verticillioides 7600 is the source of this 1564-nucleotide messenger RNA. RefSeq lists its product as hypothetical. The coding region runs from base 1 to 1488 and encodes 495 amino acids. The transcript has a single exon. The record is from RefSeq and is a predicted model, not a curated record. Lineage: Eukaryota; Fungi; Ascomycota; Sordariomycetes; Hypocreales; Nectriaceae.
AUGAAGAUCCUCAACAGCAUCACGCGCCGCAUCCGUCGCCUCCCCUCCGCAUUCUCAUCAUCAUCCCUCCAUCGCACGCACUACACCGGCUCCCUCCUCUUCAACCUCGCAUCAUUCAUCCUCCCCGCUUUAUACGGCACUUUGUCCAAACUAUGGGUCGCAAACAUCGAUGCAUCAAUGGUGGUGCUGACCGAUGCGUAUACAUACAUGAACACAGCGUCUGAAGCUGUUAAUGAAGGAUUACCGAGAGCUGCGUGGGUCAUCAUUGGAGAUAAGGCCUCGCGAUCGCUGGGGAAGCGUCUCCAAUUGACGCACACUCUUAUCGCGUUCCAGUCUGUCAUUGGUUUGAUACUGAGUAUUGUCUUUGUUGCCGCUGCGUCCUCUUUCGCGAAUAGCUUCGUUCCCGAGGAAGUUCGCGAUGUCAGUUUGACUUAUGUGCGUAUCGCUUCCUUCACCGUUUUCAGCAGCACGCUCGAGACUGCAGUGGCGACAGCAACAAGAGCCUUGGAUAAGCCUGAUAUUCCACUGGCUAUCAGCACCGUCAAGUUUGCCGUUAACAUCAUCCUCGACUUUCUAAUUAUUUCAAAAUUCCACGUCGGUUCCUUCACCCCGACCGUCAACAUGCAAGGCACUAUUCAGCUAGUCUGCAAUCUCGUUGCAGCUUUCGCGGGGCUUGUUUACUUUCUUUGGUCGAAUACGCGGUCGUUCAAGAGACACACACCGCAUGAUCCUCAAGAGAGGCUGCGUCCGAGCUUAGACGCGCUCAAAGUCCUUCUCCCACCUGGAUUGAUCUUCUUCACCGAGUCAGCUGUCAGAAACGCCUUGUAUCUCUGGCUUGUCAGCACCAUCGUUGCUCUGGGGGCAGUAUACGCUACAGCUUGGGGCGUCUUCAACACCAUCCGUUGGGGUUUGAUCAUGGUCCCAGUCCAGGCCUUGGAGGCAACAGCGCUGCAAUUCAUUGGUCACAACUGGGGCGAUUGGAGAAGACGCGUCGAUAUCAGCACACGAAAGCCUCAGGCAUCAUUAAAGGACCUUCGAGGUAUCGUGCGCCCAGCUUUCAGAUCAUUGGUUAUCGCCCUCAUCUUCGAAGUCCCCAUAGCCAUCUUCCUCACGCUCUUCGGAGCAAAGCCCUUUGCAUCAUACAUCAGCGGCUCAGAUGAAGUCGCAGAGGUCACAGCUUAUAUGUGGCAAAGUCUCGACUGGUGUUAUAUCUUUUACGCAAUGUCAACUCAACUUGCCACGAUCCUUCUGGCGACGCGGCCAAGGUGGUAUUUGUAUCAGAGUCUCGCGAGCAAUUUUCUGUAUGUGCUGCCUUGGGCGAUCACAUGUCAGGUGAGUGACUUGAAUGACAGCAACGCGUGGUGGUAUUACAAGUUUGUGUUUGGGGGUAGUCUUGUGUUCAGUUUUGGAGCUAUUUUGGUGGUUGAUUCGUUAUGGGCUUGGACAUUGUAUCAUGGGAAGGCUGAGUUGGAGGAGUUCCGAGAGUGAAUGCAUUCCUGUGAUUGAAAGCAGUUCCUGCAGACUUAUGCUUUAGUUAACUCUCUGACUGUUUUGUCUUGAGGCC